AUGGAGAACCUACUGUCGGUCGCAUUUGAUCACCUCUCCUCCUACGACGGAGCCAAGAUCCGCAAAGGCCUGCGCCAAGUCGAGGGUCUGCUUGCAACCAUAUGUUUAUCCAAGCGCGACAAGGACGAGAACGGGCGCGCCGAUGAGCAGGAUGGGCACUCGAGACCGCCACAACCCAAGAACCUGGCCGAGAUCUCCGAUGAUCCGGCUUUUGAGCAGUUCUUCAAGCUGCAGGAAGGAUUCGAGUGGAAUGUCGCCUUGCGCCUGGUCAACACGCUGGACAGACUGUUGGCAAAGGGAAACGAUGGCCAGAAUGACUUGCUCAUCCUCAGCGCCUUGGAUCUUAUUCAAGGUGUCUUGCUCUUGCACCCGCCCAGCAAGAUCCUGUUCUCUCGAGAGAUUUACAUGAAUAUGCUUCUCGACCUCCUCGAGCCCGACUUCCCACCAGCCGUCAUGGGCGCAACGCUGCUGACACUCGUGGUGUCACUGAUCGAUACUCCGCAGAACACACGCACCUUUGAGCGGCUCGACGGUCUCUUGACCAUUUCGUCGCUGUUUAGACAGCGCUCGACCUCGCGCGACGUCAAGAAAAAGUGCAUCGAGUUCCUCUACUUUUACCUCAUGCCCGAGGUGCCCUCGAUCCCUUCGGCGCAGGCCCGCGACUCGGUCCCAGCCCUGCUCCAGCGGAGCUCGAGCAAGCUGGCCGGUGCCUUUGCUUCCUCCGACGGCUCACGCCAACGGCGCGACAGCGACGCCUCGCAGCAUACCAGGACUCAGGAGGAGAAGCAGCAGCUGCUGGCGCGGCAUCUCAAUAGCGUCGACGACCUCGUCCGGGAUCUGCAGGGCAACAUGCUCUUUGGUGGCGUCGUAUAA
Pestalotiopsis fici W106-1 is the source of this 873-nucleotide messenger RNA. RefSeq lists its product as uncharacterized. The coding region runs from base 1 to 873 and encodes 290 amino acids. The record is from RefSeq and is a predicted model, not a curated record. NCBI's taxonomy places the organism in Eukaryota, Fungi, Ascomycota, Sordariomycetes, Amphisphaeriales, Sporocadaceae. The transcript is spliced from 2 exons.